ACCACCACAUUUCGGUGUACAACGCUCGAGACGCCCAUGCAGAUGCAGUCCUGCCACUUGUUCUGGCACAAGUCCACGCUCAGCAUCGUGCUCAAGCGCGAGUUGGCUGACUGCGAGCCCAGUCGGGAGGUGCCGGUGCUCCACGUCAAGCGGUCCGCAUUGUUCGGGGGCGACCUGGAGAUCGACCUUGGAGGCAGCGUCCAUCCCGUUCGAAUGCUGCCGGUGUCGGGCAAGGACGUGCACAAUCUACGCUUCGGUCUCGUGUACGGGCCCAAACGCAAGCGCGUUCGCUUCCGCGCACCUGACGUCGCGACGUACGACAACUGGGAGAUGGUUCUCGAGGUGGCCGUCGAGAAGGCAGCAGCCGAGCGACCGACGUUCCCCACGUGGCCGUACCCCGGGACGUCGCCGAGUUUGUCAGCACUGGAAGACGGCUAUGUAUCGGAGGAG
Phytophthora sojae is the source of this 450-nucleotide messenger RNA. RefSeq lists its product as hypothetical. The annotation marks the transcript as partial. The transcript has 2 exons. Lineage: Eukaryota; Oomycota; Peronosporomycetes; Peronosporales; Peronosporaceae. The record is from RefSeq and is a predicted model, not a curated record.